ACACACCUGCACAUGGGCCAGCCCUGCAGUCCCCAUCUGCCAUCUCCACAGCCUUCCCCCUCUCAGCUAAAACCUCACUCCCUCGCAACAUCCCCCUGUCCCCCCCUGCCUCCCCUCUGCCCUCUCCCUGCCUGCCCCCCCCUUGCCUCUCCGUGCCGCCCGCUACCAGGUUUGAUCUGCGCAUAUCCGAGUUUGCCGCCCACAAGUUCCAGCGGGACGGCAUCACUGUUCACACGCACGCGCGCGUCACGGCUGUCACUCCGCGCGCUCUCCAUGUGCGGGAGACGAGCAGCAGCAGGGAGAGCGGCAGCAGCGAUGGCAUGGGAGUGGAGGGCACUCUAGUAGCAGCAGUGAGAAGAGCAGCCGUGUGA
Closterium sp. Naga37s-1 is the source of this 371-nucleotide messenger RNA. NCBI's taxonomy places the organism in Eukaryota, Viridiplantae, Streptophyta, Zygnematophyceae, Desmidiales, Closteriaceae. The record is from the annotation of a GenBank genome assembly.